GAAAACUGCUGCAUGAGGAGGCCCCUGAAUCGACCAACACCUCGGAACGCGCUCCACAUGCUAAAGUUAACCUGAAAGCCUGUAAUCGACAAGCUUUCCAGUCCAGCCAAACACUGUAGAACUUUGGUUGUCAAUAUAGACAUUCCCCUCGCACAACAUGUGCCUGCGCGGGGCACUGUGAAGGCAACUCCUCUUUGGGCGUUAUGGCAAGACAGUCCAAAACAGGAAGCUCGGAAGCCAAACGACCCAUAAGCAAGUCUCGGCCGGAGACCUACAUAUUCUACUUCUUGGAAUCACCAGCCAGUUCUGGUAUCCAAUUCACCCGCCAAAAAAAAUGCGAUUUGGCUUUCACUCUACUUGCUGGCAUAUCUGCUUACUAGCAUCUCUGGAUGCUGGUUGUUUCUAUCCACCUAAUAGCGC
Messenger RNA from Babjeviella inositovora NRRL Y-12698, 420 nucleotides. RefSeq lists its product as uncharacterized. Bases 204 to 380 code for a protein of 58 amino acids. The transcript has a single exon. NCBI's taxonomy places the organism in Eukaryota, Fungi, Ascomycota, Pichiomycetes, Serinales. The record is from RefSeq and is a predicted model, not a curated record.